Molecule: messenger RNA, 3475 nt
Organism: Epinephelus moara (kelp grouper)
Lineage: Eukaryota; Metazoa; Chordata; Actinopteri; Perciformes; Serranidae
Product: endothelin receptor type B-like
Exons: 8
Coding region: 361-1803 (480 amino acids)
Biological process (GO): regulation of blood pressure; G protein-coupled receptor signaling pathway; vasoconstriction
Cellular component (GO): membrane
Molecular function (GO): endothelin receptor activity
Source: RefSeq, a predicted model, not a curated record
CCUCGCUGAGCGGAGCUACUCUUCUUCUUCUUAUCCUCUCGUCCUUGGAGGGAUUUAACUUAACCAAAAUCAACUGAGGAAGACAGAAAAAUACAGACAGUUUUUUCUUAGAACCUGGAAUCCAACAACUUCAGGACUGCUAACACGUGCUCUACUCGGCUCCAAUCAGUGCUGCGGACUUCUAAAGCUUCUAGAACUUGCAGCAGAAAAGGUUCUGAAAUCAGAGAAGGAUCUGGACCUGGAUCUGGAAAACAUUCUGCAACAACAGCGGGUUCUAAACUGGGUUCUGGAGUCUGCCCUGAAGCCACAACAAGUUCUACGAGUUUAGGAGUUGGUUCAAGAGUCUCGGCAGGGUCCAGGAUGGGUUCAAGAACCAAAUCAUGCUCCAGAAUAGGAACCAGUUUGGGUUUCAGGGUUCCCUCCAUGCCUGGAGUGUUUACCUCACUGCUGGUUGUCUGGUGUUUGGGGUUUGUUGAGCCCGUCGGUUGCCACAGUAACUUCUCAGAUCUGGUGAUGUUGGAGCUGCCUGACUUCCAUGGCACCGACGCGCCUCUGGGACCAGGGCUGGACUAUCUCAUCCAGACCUCGGACGGAGAGCCACACCUGGUGCAAGAGACCGUGAACAAGCCCCCGCCCCCCUUGGAGAAAGGAAAACCAAAACACGUGAGCAAGCUCAAACACAAAUACGAAAGAAAACCUCCUUCUCACUCUCCUUCCUCUAACUCCUCCCUGGUGGUUCGUAUGCGCCCGAUGUUGCCCCCUAGCUGCCUGCAAGCCAUGUCAAUCCAAACCGCCUUCAAGUACAUCAACACGGUGCUGUCCUGCGUUAUAUUUGCUGUGGGGGUCAUCGGAAACGCCACCCUGCUCAGGAUUAUCUCCCAAAAUAAAAGCAUGAGGAACGGACCCAACGCACUGAUAGCCAGUCUAGCCCUGGGAGACCUCAUAUACAUCGCCAUCGACAUACCGAUCCACAUCUACAAGCUCCUGGUGAUUCAGUGGCCCUUUGCCGACAGUGUGUUCGGUCUGUUCCUCUGUAAGCUGUUUCCCUUCCUGCAGAAAGCUUCAGUCGGCAUCACCGUCCUCAACCUGUGCGCUCUGAGUGUGGACAGGUACCGUGCGGUGGUGUCCUGGUCCCGGGUGCAGGGCACAGGCGUUCCCACGGUAACGGCGAUGGAGAUCGUGGUGAUCUGGGUGCUGUCUAUCACGCUGGCCGUGCCGGAGGCCAUUGGCUUCAAGAUGGUCACCUCUGACUAUAAGAACGCCACCAUUAACACCUGCAUGCUGCAGCCCGAGACGCCCUUCAUGACUUUCUACCGGGAUGCAAAGGACUGGUGGCUGUUUGGCUUCUACUUCUGUGUACCUCUGGCCUGUUCUGCCAUUUUCUACGGCCUGAUGACCUGCGAGAUGCUCAGACACCAGAAAGGAAGUCUGAAGAUCUCACUGAGUGAACACCUCAAACAGCGUAGAGAAGUAGCCAAAGCCGUGUUCUGCCUGGUGUUGAUCUUUGCUCUGUGCUGGUUUCCACUGCAUCUGAGUCGACUUCUGAAGAGGACCGUGUACAAAUCCCAUGAUGCACACCGCUGUGAGCUGUUAAAUUUCCUGUUGGUGCUUGACUACCUCAGCAUCAAUAUGGCGACCAUCAACUCCUGCAUCAACCCCAUCAUCCUCUUCUUUGUCUCCAAGAAGUUCAAAAACUGCUUCAAGUCCUGUCUGUGUUGUUGGUGUUAUUCUGGCUCUCUCUCCAACAGUAUGCUGCCUCUCCACCAUGGGACCAGCCUGCAGUACAAACCCACUGACUACUGAGAGAGAGUCUGUGUGUUCAUUUGCAACGUCCCACCAGCACCUGAACUCAUCGCCAACACUCGGAGAGACAUUGUUGUGUAACAGAUAACCACUAUAUUGAUCCUCUAAUGUUCAGUUUGUAUCUUUUUACAGUGUAUUUGUUCAGGUCUAAAUAUUAUAUUUUAUUACAGACUAAUUACUGUGUGGUGACGUAUCGUACACUACAGUGUAUGGCCAAAAUUAUGUGGACAACAUAUUGUACACUCAUGUUCUUUUGGUCUGGGGUUGUCUUUCAGGGUUUAGUUCAGCUUUAUUUAAUUUAUUAAAGACCAAAACGGGCAGAUACGCAGAAAGCAAUAAGAAAUAAGACACAAGCCGAAAUAAAAUGUGAUUUUGGUAAAUUGUUAAAAAGUUGCAGUUUUAAGUCAAUAAAAUAAAGAGACAAUGGGCCCCUGGGCACAGACAAACAGAAGGCCCCACCACCUCUGCUGCACUGAGACGAGACACACUGACAUUGUGGUGGUUUUGUCUAUUUUUGUUUGUUUGUUUUGUGUCUUUUUUUAAUCUUGUGUCUUCUUGUGGUUGUUUGUCUUGUGGCUUUUUAUAAAUCAUUUUAUGUCUCUUUGUGGUCUGCUUGUGUCUCUGUGGUCAUUUUGUGACCCAUUGUGGUCUGUUUGUGUCUCCUUGUUGAUGUUUGGUGUCUCUUUGUGGUCAUUUUGUGUCCCGUUGUGGUCUGUUUGUGUCUCUGUGGUCAUUUUGUGUCCCGUUGUGGUCUGUUUGUGUCUCUUUGUGGUCAUUUUGUGUCCCGUUGAGGUCUGUUUGUGUCUCUGUGGUCAUUUUGUGUCCCACUGUGGUCUGUUUGUGUCUCCUUGUUGAUGCUUUGUGUCUCUUUGUGGUCAUUUUGUGUCCCGUUGAGGUCUGUUUGUGCCUCUUUGUAGAUGUUUUGUGUCCCGUUGUGGUCUGCUUGUGUCUCUGUCGUCAUUUUUUGUCCCGUUGUGGUCUGUUUGUGUCUCUCUGUGGUCAUUUUGUGUCCUGUUGUGGUCUGUUUGUGUCUCUGUGGUCAUUGUGCGAGUUGGUACAUGUUCAUUUGAGUGACCCUGGGCCUGUGCCUGGCAGGCCUGUUCAGUAAUCCAUUCAUGAUCUGAUCACCUAACAUCAGACCCCACUGAUGCUCUUGUGUCCGAGUGAGAGUAACUCCCUGCAGCCUGAGGCCAAAAAUGUCAGAGGGUGCCUCAAACAAAAGUGUGGGUCUCAGCAUUUUAAUGCUCAUAAUGUUGGAAUGAAACGCUCAGCCAUCACAUAUAGAUGUCAUGUUUUAGUGUCCACUUACUUUUGGCCAUGUAGUGUAUUUAUUAUUGUGUUUAAUGUGUAAAAUAUUUCAUUUCAAGUCUACCUGUGCAGAAAUAAAACUAGUCCGAGGUUUGAAACAGCACUAGGAGCCCCUGCAGGCUGAACUUUUUAUUAUAUCCCAUAAUAUAAGCUUUCAGUUUGUGGAGCCUUAGUUACUGGGACUGAAAUCUGGUUUGUAGUUUACGAAACACCAACUAAUAGUCUGCUAUCACCAACUGACUUUGAAUUAUUGAUGAGGUUUGUGUCCAUUAAAUUAUAUAUCUGUAUUUAUCAAUAAAGCUAUAUUCUAAAGGCUCGUGCAAACAUCUGUUUUGGUUUGUGUGUGUGUGUGUGUGUGUGUGUG